AUGGCUUAUUAUCAACAACAGGUGAAUAAUCCUCAGAACAUGCAGUUCUACCAAUCCAAUUAUUCUUAUCAACAAGCACAACCGUCAAUACCUGUCAAUAGCAUGGGUUCAAUGGAUAUGGGAUUUAACAAUGAUGUAAGUGGUUCAAUGGGAGGAAGUGAAUUGACACCAGGAUUACUUGCUGCAUUUGGUACUCUGGGAUAUCCAGGUGAGCCACCAUUGCUUGAAGAAUUGGGGAUAAAUUUCCUGCACAUCAAAUCAAAGACCCUUGUGGUGUUGAAUCCGUUAACGAAAGAUAUACCCAGUGAUAUCAUGGCUGACUCAGAUUUAGCUGGACCUAUUUUGUUUGUGCUAUUGUUUGGCACAUUGCUUCUAUUGGCAGGAAAAGUACAAUUUGGAUAUAUUUAUGGAGUUGGGCUAUUUGGUACAAUUAGUUUACAUUAUUUGUUUAAAUUUAUGAGUAAUGAUACUCAAAUUGAUCUCAGUCGUUCGGCUUCAGUCGUUGGUUAUUGUUUACUACCAUUGGUGUUGAUUAGUGUAGUAGGAGUAGUGGCGAAUUUGGACAAUUUGGUAGGCUAUGUUGUCAGUGCCAUUGCUGUUUUGUGGUGUACCUAUUCGGCUAGUGGAUUCUUUGUUUCGGUGUUGAAGUUGCAUAAUGUUAGACCCUUGAUUGCCUAUCCAUUGUGUAUGUUUUACACCGUAUUUGCACUCAUGGCUAUAUUUGUUGAAAAAACAGAGGUUAGUUAG
Messenger RNA from Lodderomyces orthopsilosis Co 90-125, 747 nucleotides. RefSeq names its product transporter (gene TIP1). Gene Ontology annotation, biological process: endoplasmic reticulum to Golgi vesicle-mediated transport; vesicle fusion with Golgi apparatus. The record is from RefSeq and is a predicted model, not a curated record. NCBI's taxonomy places the organism in Eukaryota, Fungi, Ascomycota, Pichiomycetes, Serinales, Debaryomycetaceae. The coding region runs from base 1 to 747 and encodes 248 amino acids. Gene Ontology annotation, cellular component: membrane; trans-Golgi network. The transcript has a single exon.